AUGAAUAUAACUAAUAUUGAUUAAACCAUUAAAUAAAAUGUAUAGGAAAAUACAUAUUAAUAAUUGGAUAAAAAUGUAGAAGAAAAUAAUUCUUAAAAUUUGGAAUCAAAUUUUUUAAGUUUAUUAGGAAAUGAUAAAAAGCAUGAUUCAAAUUAUCCAGAUUUCCUAAAUAAAAAUAAUACAUCGUUUGCUAGUAUCUAAUAAGUCAUUGAUAUGCAAAGACUUUUUGAACUUGAAAAGUAAUUUGUAAAUAUGACAUAGAAAUGAAUUAGAAUAAAGGAUUAAAGAACAAAGAGUUCAUGAAGAACUUAAUUUAAGAUAAAAAUUAUAAGAAUAUGAAUAAGAUGUAAAUAAAUUUAAUAUUCAAAAAAAUGAAUUCAAUAAGAAAUUAUAAGAAACUCAACAGUUAUUUAAAUUAUCUAAUAUAAUUGAUUAAAAAGAUAAUCAAUAAGAAAUAAUUGUUAAAUUAAUUGAAGAAAAUUAUACUUUAACCACUAAAAUUAAUAAUAUAAUAAAUGAAUAAAAAAUAAAAUAAAAUGAAUUUGAAUUAAAAAUUGAUCAAUUAUAAUAAUAAUUAGAUUAAAAUUAUAUUUAAAAAGAGAAUUUAAAGAUCUAAUAUUUAAAUUUGAAAUAAAAUUGUAAGGAAAAGAUGAAUAACAUAAAAUAAUCAAUAAUAUAAUUAAUUGAAAUUAAAUAAUCUUUUACUAUUCAAUUUAAUAGAAUACAUAAUUUUAAUAAUUAAAUCUUGGAAUAAUUAUAAGUAUUUAUAAAUUAGAGAAAAGAAUUAGAAGAAAUGGAAAAACUUAAUUAAUCUAAUCUUAAAUUAAUUAAAUAAUUAAAAUCUUCUUAAAAUUAAUUAAUUUAAGAAAGAUAAUAAUUUUAAAAACUCUUAAAUAUAAAAUAGGUUGAAUUUUAACAACUCUAAAUUUAAUCUUAAGAAUUAUAAUUAUAAAAUCAAAUAUAAUUACAAUAAUUAAAAUCAAUUAAAUAUUUUUAGUAAUCUCAUCUAGAUAAUUAAAAUAAUAAAUUUAUUAACUAUUUACAAAAUAAUUGUGAGGAUAAAAGUGAAUAUGCAGAUGAAAAUUUUGGUAUGAAUAAUAAUGAUGGAUCUAAAAUUGAGAAUACAAAGGAUUAAGAAUUACUCUCAGAAGAACUAGGUAAUAAUGAUUCUAUUGAUAAUAAUAAUAAUAACUAAAUAUAAUAGUAAAAUAUUUAUUUAGAGGGAGAGAGUUAAAUAGAAGAAGAUAACAUAAAGAAGGAAAAUUUAUUAUCUUUAAAAUUAUCAGAUCUUAACACUGAUUUAUAAGGUUAAUCAAUAUCUUAAAAAAUGGAAUAUAUAAAAAAGGACAAUCUAGAAGAUUAAUAUAAAUAGACAGAUGAUAAUGAUAAUUAUAAUGAUUAAGAUAUACCAGAUAUAUAAUUUGAUGAUGAUUUAAAUGAUGUUUUAGUAUAAAUGAAUACAAAUUAAGACAUUAAACAAGUUAUAUUGAAAGAUGAAACACCUUUAGAUAAUAAUAUUAUUGAUUUUGAUUAGGUUGUUUAAUAAUUGGAGGAAAAUAAUUAAUAAUCAGGAUGGGACUUUGAAGGCAUUUGA
Molecule: messenger RNA, 1594 nt
Organism: Paramecium primaurelia
Lineage: Eukaryota; Ciliophora; Oligohymenophorea; Peniculida; Parameciidae
Source: the annotation of a GenBank genome assembly